This is a messenger RNA of Dermatophagoides pteronyssinus (European house dust mite), 746 nucleotides long. RefSeq names its product peptidyl-prolyl cis-trans isomerase H. Gene Ontology annotation, biological process: protein folding; protein peptidyl-prolyl isomerization. The record is from RefSeq and is a predicted model, not a curated record. Lineage: Eukaryota; Metazoa; Arthropoda; Arachnida; Sarcoptiformes; Pyroglyphidae. Gene Ontology annotation, cellular component: cytoplasm; intracellular membrane-bounded organelle. Gene Ontology annotation, molecular function: cyclosporin A binding; peptidyl-prolyl cis-trans isomerase activity.
UACUUUACUGUCACAUGAUAUUGACACUUUUAUUUCAUAUUUUAUAAUUUAAUUUUUUUAACUUGAAAUAAAUUGAAAAUUUAUAUUUAAAAAAAUGUCUACUUGGACACAGAUUCAACAACAGCUUCGUCAUCCAUCAAAUCCUGUUGUAUUUUUUGACAUUAUGAUCGGUAACACUGAAGUUGGCCGUAUGAAAAUGGAACUUUUUGCCGAUGUUGUGCCUAAAACUGCGGAAAAUUUUCGACAAUUUUGUACUGGCGAAUAUAAAAAAGAUGGUGUACCGAUCGGCUAUAAAGGAUCAUCAUUUCAUCGUAUAAUCAAAGAUUUCAUGUGUCAAGGUGGAGAUUUUGUAAAUCAUGAUGGUACAGGUUUAAUGUCAAUAUUUGGUGGCACAAAAUUUUCCGAUGAAAAUUUCAAACUUAAACAUGAUCAACCAGGUCUACUUUCAAUGGCGAACAGUGGUAAAGAUACAAAUGGAUGUCAAUUUUUUAUUACUUGCGCAAAUUGUGAUUUUCUUGAUGGAAAACAUGUAGUAUUCGGACGUGUCAUUGAUGGUAUGUUAGUGGUGAGGAAAAUUGAAAACGUACCGACAGGACCAAAUAAUAAACCAAAAAUACCAGUAAUCAUAUCUCAAUGUGGCGAAAUGUAAUCAUCCUUAUCAUUUUUGUUAUGAAAAAGAUAAAGAAGAUAAUCAUAUAAUACGAUUGUCAAUGGAUGAAUAAAGACCGAUUUUUAUUAAAAAACAA